GCCAACCUUCUCAUUCCUUUCUUUUUUCCUGCUUCAGUACUUGUUUUUCUUCUCACUUUCUUUUCUCUACCAGCUUUCUUCAUUGUUGAUCCAUGGCUACUGAGCCUGUUGCAUCAGAUCAUCUCGCCCCUGCUGAGGUGAAGAAAGUUGAAGCAGAGUGUGAAUCAGCAGAAGCAAAGAUAGAGGAGAAGAAAAUUGAGGGUGAUGUCAAAGAUGGUGUUGCUGAUGAGCAGCCUAAAACUGUUGCUGAGGAAAAGGUUGAGGAUAAGGAAGUCGCGGUCGAUGAUGUGAAGGCUGCUCCGGAACCUGCUCAAGAGAAGGUCGACGAUAAGAAGCCGGUGGAAGAGGAAUCAACGAAAGAGAAGCUUGAUGAUAACAAGCCUGCUGAAGUUGAAUCAACUCAAGAAAAGGUAGAUGACAAGAAAGUCGAGGAUGUUCCAGUGGUCGAAGCAGAACCGGAGCCUGCUCCUGCUGAGAAGCAAGUGGAGGAAAAGUGUGUUGAGGAGUCUAGUGAAGUGAAGCUGGAGGAGCCAGCAAAAGUGGUUGAUGAGCUGGCUGAGGUUGUUGAGAAGAAAGAGGAAAAGGCCGAAGAAACGCCUGCUCAAGUGGUCGAAGAGGCAGUUGAGAAAGUAGAGAAAGAGGCUCCACCGGCCGAACCUACUGAAUGUUCUGCUGAGCCAGCCAAAUCUGAAGCUGAUCCGGUCACCAAAAUCGAAGAAAAUAAAGUUGAAUCGAAUGUGACAACAGAAGAGAAGGCUGAUGAGGCUGAGAAGAUUGAACCAAAAAGUGAUGUGGCUGAAGAGAAAAGUGUUGUGGCUGAAGAAUUGGUAGAGACUGAGGCAAAGCCACAAGCUGAAGCUGUCGAAAAGGCCUGUGGAGACGAGGCGACACCCAAAGACAUCAAACCGGAGGAGACGACAAAGGAAGAGGAGAAAACUGGUGAAGAGAAACAAGUUGAUGAGACAGUAAAGGAAAGUGUUGAAACUAAGGUGAAGACUCAGAAGCAGUCUCUUGUUAAGAUCGUGAAGCAAUCGCUGGUGAAGGCGAGGAAAGCCAUCACUGGGAAAUCAAAGACGCCGGCGGCUCCUACAGAAGCCAAGGAUGAUGGCAACAAGUAGCAAGUUUGAAUGAAGUGGAAAUGGUGAUAUGGUUUGUUUAUUUGUGUGAUAAGUUGCAGUUUGUGAAGGUUGUCUGUGUAUGUCUGAUGUUGGAUUGUUUGCCUGCAUAUGUUAGAUAAUACUACUAGUGUCAUGCACACACAAGAAGAUUUCCCUUUUUCUCUUUUCUUUUCCCAUUUUUUUGAUAUAUUCAUUUGUUGGUUUGUGUAUUUAUGUGAUGAUGCAAGAAGAAGAUAUUCAAUUUAUUGGUGUAUUGGUGUAAAUACAUUUCAGUAUUGAGUGUUUUCAGUUUUA
Molecule: messenger RNA, 1412 nt
Organism: Salvia hispanica
Lineage: Eukaryota; Viridiplantae; Streptophyta; Magnoliopsida; Lamiales; Lamiaceae
Source: RefSeq, a predicted model, not a curated record